AUGAAUCCCAAAGCCUCUUCCCUUAUUCUCGUAACUCUUUUUGUCUUCUUCAUCUCUGUCAAUGUUGAAUCUUUCGACGUUACAGAGCUUCUAAAUAGAUACCCUGAUUUGAUUGGUUUUAAUGACCUUCUUACACAAACAAAAAUUGCUGAAUCAAUUGCUAAUCGCCGAACCAUUACCAUUCUUGCUGUUGAUAACAGCUCUCUGGCGGGUAUUCAAAGCAGACCCAUCGAUGAGGUUCAGAAGAUUUUGAGUGAUCAUGUUAUUCUUGAUUAUUAUGAUAUGAAAAAACUGAGAAAACUUCAAAAGAGUGUAAUCGUUACUACAUUGUAUCAAACAACUGGUGUGGCGGAAAAAGGACAAGGGUUUUUGAAUGUGACACGUAUGCCUGGUGAACAAUUUGUGUUUGGUUCAGCUGUAAAAGGUGCAGUUCCUGUUGCCAAAUUAGUUAAAGCUGUUUAUGCUCAGCCAUUUAAUGUUUCUGUUUUACAAGUGAGUCAACCCAUUGUGGCUCCUGGUAUUGGUGAAGUUAUUCUUCCACCACCACCACCACCCUACACUCCACCCCCAGCUCAGCCUCCUAAGUCUUCUUCUUCUUCUAAUAAGACAGCCGACUCCCCCGGCUCAGAUGAAGACGAAAUUGACGCACCAAAUGAGGCGCCCAUUGAGGCACCCGCACCGGCACCCGUUGACGCACCUGAUGAAGCACCGGUUAGUUCGCCACCGGCACCCACUAAGGAAGAAACUCCGGUUGCUCCUGCUUCUGGAGCUUCAAGAGUGUACGAGGGUUUGAGUUUUGUUGUUGCAGCUUUCGUGGCUUUGGUGUUCUAA
Molecule: messenger RNA, 831 nt
Organism: Pistacia vera
Lineage: Eukaryota; Viridiplantae; Streptophyta; Magnoliopsida; Sapindales; Anacardiaceae
Product: fasciclin-like arabinogalactan protein 3
Exons: 1
Coding region: 1-831 (276 amino acids)
Cellular component (GO): plasma membrane
Source: RefSeq, a predicted model, not a curated record